Messenger RNA from Exaiptasia diaphana, 1167 nucleotides. RefSeq names its product post-GPI attachment to proteins factor 2. Gene Ontology annotation, biological process: GPI anchor biosynthetic process. Gene Ontology annotation, cellular component: endoplasmic reticulum membrane; Golgi membrane. The transcript has 5 exons. Bases 191 to 940 code for a protein of 249 amino acids. NCBI's taxonomy places the organism in Eukaryota, Metazoa, Cnidaria, Anthozoa, Actiniaria, Aiptasiidae. The record is from RefSeq and is a predicted model, not a curated record.
AAUAAAAAAACGGCAAAUUGGAUAUAAAGAUUUCGUGAUACAUGUCAGACAACAACACCGCUGACUACAAAAGCAUGCAGACUUAGCAGGUGGUUUAAAAGCUAUUGUAGCUUUUCCGCCUGUGCAUGUCAAAGUAUAUGGAAAUUAAAUGCAUGAAAACAUACAUGGCUUAAACGUUAUCUAAGAAGACAUGGAGUUACUAGAUAUCAACACCGAUCACUUUGCUAUAGUGGCAUCACUUCUACCAUUCUUGUCGACCGUUAUCUGUGUUAUUUGUUCUUUGGUUCUGCACUUUGAUCAAGCGACAACAACUCACUGUCGAGUUGCAAAUUACUUACCUUCAAUAAGUGCAGCCACCGGCGAUUACUCCCCAGAAAAGUAUAUCUGGAGAGUUGGGAUUGGGUACCAUUCCUCACUUCGAUUGUUUGGAAUAGCAUUAGAGUUUAAUUUGUUCUUCCUCAAGGCCUCGCAUCAAACUAGAGCGAAGACGUCUUUUAUGCUUUUGAAUAAACUGAAUACAUUUUGUUACACAUURGAAAACUUUGCUCUUGUUCUUCUCACUUUCGUGUCCGCCGAUGAAAAUUAUGAAAUCCAUGAAAAAAGUUUCAUCGUAUUUAUGGUCACUAGUAUGCUACAUAUGCUGUUUUCAUGUAUACUCUAUCACUGGACGUGCCAGGUGCCUGCUAAGAAUAAGGAAGUUUGGAUAUUAAGAAAGAAGGUGUCUAUUCUGUUGGCCAAUUACAGUUGUUUUGCUCUUGCAAUCUACUUUUUCUUCAGGCAUAACUGGUAUUGCGAAAGUGGUGUCUACACUCUUUUUGCUUUCUGCGAAUAUAUGGCUGUCUUUUCUAACAUAUAUUUUAACUAUUCAAUAAUUGACGACAUCAAGGGCCAGGCAAGAUUAAAAUUAUCCUGUCAUCAGUUCAAUUCCAAAACUCAAUAAAAUACACCCCAACAAAUACAAUGGCGUAAAAGAAUUCAAAUAUCGCAUAAUUGACACUCUCACUUGCCCAUGAAGUUGAAGCAAACUGGCCAACGCUGCUACAUUUUCACGAUAUCUUUUGAAGUUGUCCGAUUGUCAAGUCCGUAAACAUUGUUAUUUCUAAGAAUCUUCAUUUAAAUACCUGUAUAUGUCUAGUGUGGCCAAUAAAAACAAUUUAAUUUUUUUAA